Messenger RNA from Nematostella vectensis (starlet sea anemone), 1896 nucleotides. RefSeq lists its product as uncharacterized. The coding region runs from base 122 to 1174 and encodes 350 amino acids. The record is from RefSeq and is a predicted model, not a curated record. The transcript is spliced from 8 exons. NCBI's taxonomy places the organism in Eukaryota, Metazoa, Cnidaria, Anthozoa, Actiniaria, Edwardsiidae.
AGAAUGUAAAACCGUUCCGUCAUCUUUACAGGAACAAACACUAGGACUCUACAGCUUGACAAAACAACUUGAGCUUUGCGAGUCUUAGAGUAUCUAAUACAAUCCAGGGAAGGUUCUCGUCAUGAAAGCAUACAGUGUAUUGUUUGUCAUCACCGUGUUUGGAUGUGUAUUCCUAGCAUCCUGCACGGAGGAGAAAUCAGAUGAAAAGUCCACCCCGGCACCGGUGAAGUGGGGUGUCCGAUUUUCGGACAAGGAGCCCUGCAUGUGCGCUGACCCAACUGGCACACCCCACCACGCCCGCCCAUCUCACCACCCCCAUCAGCCCAAGACACACCACAAACACAACAAGGACCAUCACCACGGUCGCCGUAAUCAGAAGCGCCGCAUGCAUACCCCUAUGUACUGCAAGUGCCUGCCUAAGAUGACAGAGAAGAAGUUUGCCGUCAAAAUGACCUUCAACAUGACCUUCGUGGAUGAGAUGAAGGAUGUAAAGUCCAUCCAGGCUCAGAAGCUGAUUGGACAAGUUGAGACAAUGAUUCGUAAAAUCCUGAAACCCAAAAAGAUUGGCAACUGGAAGUUGUUCAAAGGCAGCGUGAUCGUGUCCUACGAGUUGACCUACGACAUGGCCUCCACCGAGAACCCUGAACCUGCUAUUCGGGCUGCUAUCAAGAAGGGCGAGUUGAAGGAGCUCAAGGUCGUGGAGGAGCAUGUUUACGUACAAGACGCUUACCCAGGCGUGAAAAUUGGACAAUGGCAGACGAACGAGGACGACCACGAGGAAAUGUGCGAGGAUUACCACUACAAGCACGGCAAGGCGGGAGAAGAAAAGAUGAUGAAGGAAGAGUGCAUCGUGCUGCAAGAAAGGUCGUGCUAUGAAGUGAACAACUCCUGCGAGGGAAUACUGCUCAAGCGAGAGGUGUCUUGCUUCCAUGGCUGCAGCAAGUCCUGGUGGGACUACGGAUGCUGGCGUUACACUCAUGGCCACCGUGUUAUUUACCUCGUGUGUGGUGUGAUUGCCGCCAUAAUGAUGUUAACCCUCAUCAUCUCCCUUGUCGUCAGGAAGAGAUCCUUGCGGUAUGUAGAGAAGAGGACCUCGUCUGACAGCGACCUCAAGCACCUUACUGACGCAGAUUACUGUGCUGGUCCCUUGCCAACCAAGACCCCCCUGGCUUGAGCUAAUGGGUCUCCUGGUCAGAAGAGCCAUAAUCAGGACCCCCUGGCUUUUAAAAGACAUGGGCAUUAGCUCCACACUUGCACGGCUACCCAGAGAGUUGCUUGAUAACCUCCUACUUGCACGUAUUUAUAACAGGGUAUUCAUUCAUUCACUCAGUUUUGAUAUCAAAUACAGUCCAGUAGAACCUCGAUAACGAGAACUUUUAUAAAUCCAACUCCCUCUUCCUAACUUUUUUCCCCCUAAUUUAGCUCCUUAGUUCCUUAAUUUCUAUUCGGAUAAUUCGAACUCCGUGCUUAUUCUUGAAAAUAGUUCGAAGUUCCCAAGAGACCAAAUUUAGAGUCAUCUCCACAUGGACAAUUCGAACUUCCCGCUAGCCAAAAAUUGGUUCCUUUAAAAAUCCGAGUUAACGGGGUUCCACUGUAAAUACUUAUUGCUACAGUUCCGAUAAUUCAGUUUCUAGUAAUCUUUUAGAUGAGUGGCUAUUGUAAAUAUAAUUUUACAUGUUUCUGAGUUGCACACUGAUCUGGAGGCUGCACGUUUUGUACAGUGAAAUGAGUUUGGACAAAUUUACGUUCAACGGCUUACAUUUAUGAUUUCAACCUGUAUUAGAAUUUCAACCUGUUGUAAUGUUUGAAAAAUCAUUUUAGAAAACGUGUCAUUUGUAGCAUCACUUGCAUUUCAUUAACCUAAUAAAACCACAAUAAAAACUUUGAAAAAAUAAA